CCUGCUACUUGCAAACUCUGCUCCUGAGCAGUCUUCUUCAUUUCCUUCCCGCCAUAAAAGGGAUCAUGCUGCUGUGCAAAACAGAGAAAUGGAAGCCCUGUCUAUCAUCCUAGUGGGAGCAGCUACACUAGUUCUAUGCUCGCUCUUUGCAUCGCGCUUCUUGUAUCCGCUUCCACCGGGUCCAUGGGGUACUCCACUCUUUGGGCAUUUGUACUCGCUCGGGGAAUUGCCACACCAGACUCUCUCAAAGCUCUCCAAGAAGUAUGGCCCGAUCAUGACUGUCAGGCUGGGAAUGGUUCCAGCACUGGUGAUUGACUCGCCGCAGUGGGCACGAGAAUUUCUUACAACACAUGAUAUUGCAUUUGCCUCUAGGCCUCAGAAUACAAACUCGAAGUAUUUGUUCUUUAAUGGCAGCGACGUUGGGUUUUCUCCGUAUGGUGAGCACUGGAGGAAUCUGAAGAAACUCAUCACUAUGGAGCUCUUCACCGCCAAGAAGAUGGAGGUUUUCAAAUCUCUACGUGCCAAUGGGAUCCUCCGCGUGCUGAAAUCCAUCGCUGCGGAGGAAGGCAACGUAGUCAGCAUAAGGAAUUUGCUCUCUAUGCUCAACAUGAACAACAUAAGUCAGAUGGCUUUCAGCAAGCAAGUAAUUGAUGAUCCAAUAUUUCAGAGGUUCCUGGCGGUAUUGGAAGAGUCACUGGAUCUCAUGGCAGUCUUUGUUCUUGGAGAUUUCAUUCCAUUCCUUAAGUGGUUUGAUCCUUACGGUUAUGUUGAAAAAAUGAAGGCCAACCGUAAAGAAAUCAGCGGGAUAUACCAGAUGAUUAUUGAUGAGCACAAGUUGAAGAGAAAGGAAAAUUGCACUCCCACUGAUCUCGUGGAUAUACUCCUCUCACAAGGGGUGGACGAGACCACAAUCAAAGGAACGAUCAUGGGCAUGUUCGUCGCAGGAACUGACACAUCUUCACUCACGUCGGAGUGGGCUCUUACCUCGCUCAUAAACAAUCCAAGCUGCAUGAAGAGAGCCCAGGAGGAGCUCGAUAGAGUUGUGGGGCGAGAGCGCCGUGUCCAAGAAGAGGAUCUAUCCAGUCUUGUCUACUUGAAAGCCAUUGUCAAGGAGACCUUCCGGCUGCAUCCGCCCGCGCCGCUUCUGCUGCCACGCGAGUCAACCCAGGAGUGUACAGCCAAAGGCGGGUACAAAAUCCCCAAAGGUACACGACUCAUUAUCAAUACCUGGUCAAUCGGCCGAGACCCCAGCCUGUGGGAGUCGCCUGAAGAGUUCAAGCCCGAGAGAUUCCUUGAAAAGUCCAUCGAUAUCAAGGGACAAGACUUUGAGCUCAUUCCUUUCGGUGCCGGGCGGAGGAUUUGUGCUGGUUUGCCGCUGGGACAGACCAUGGUGGAGCUCACCCUGGCUAGCCUGCUACAAGCGUUUGAAUGGAAGACAGACAAAACGCUGGAUAUGGAGGAGUCUGAAGGGCUGACAACCAGGAUGAAAGUUCCACUCGCAGCACAUGUUACAUGCAGGACUUCUCUCAAGUUCUGAAUCUUUGCAUAUCAGAUUUGGUCCUCCUAUUAUAGCUUUGUUGUGAGAUGCCAAAGCCUUAUCUAAUUCAUCCUUUGUGUUUAAGAUUUUA
Molecule: messenger RNA, 1628 nt
Organism: Selaginella moellendorffii
Lineage: Eukaryota; Viridiplantae; Streptophyta; Lycopodiopsida; Selaginellales; Selaginellaceae
Product: cytochrome P450 71A1
Exons: 2
Coding region: 89-1537 (482 amino acids)
Molecular function (GO): iron ion binding; oxidoreductase activity, acting on paired donors, with incorporation or reduction of molecular oxygen; monooxygenase activity
Source: RefSeq, a predicted model, not a curated record